Molecule: messenger RNA, 1407 nt
Organism: Penicillium taxi
Lineage: Eukaryota; Fungi; Ascomycota; Eurotiomycetes; Eurotiales; Aspergillaceae
Gene: mcsA
Product: putative citrate synthase Cit1
Exons: 3
Coding region: 1-1407 (468 amino acids)
Biological process (GO): carbohydrate metabolic process; tricarboxylic acid cycle
Cellular component (GO): mitochondrial matrix
Molecular function (GO): 2-methylcitrate synthase activity
Source: RefSeq, a predicted model, not a curated record
AUGGCUAUGAGAACGCCCCGUCGAGUCCCGAAAUUCGCACAGUUGACAUCGAUCUGCAAGGCACGGCCGCUAUUCUCAGUACGUCAUUACGCGACCAUCGAACCUGACCUGAAAGCAACCCUGAAAGAGAUCAUUCCAGCAAAGCGAAAGUUGUUCCAGCAGGUCAAGGCCCAGAGUGAGGAUGCGGUGGGUGAAAUACAGAUCGGUAGUGUCAUUGGCGGUAUGCGUGGCUUGAAGUCCAUGCUAUGGGAGGGCUCAGUAUUGGACCCUAACGAGGGCAUCCGAUUCCAUGGCAAGACAAUCAAGGAUUGCCAGAAAGAAUUGCCAAAGGGACCCUCUGGAACAGAAAUGUUGCCUGAAUCCAUGUUUUGGCUCCUCUUGACCGGUCAGGUCCCAUCCACCGCACAGGUACGCGCUUUGUCGCGCGAUUUGGCGGAGAAGUCCUACCUUCCCCCGCACAUUCUUGAGUUGAUCAAGUCGUUCCCAAAAGCAAUGCACCCAAUGACUCAGCUAUCGAUUGCUGUUGCUGCUCUUAACACAGAGUCCCAAUUUGCUCGGGCCUACGAGAAUGGUCUUAACAAGGCUGAAUACUGGGAACCUACCUUUGACGAUAGCAUUUCUCUCCUUGCCAAGAUCCCCCGCUUAGCAGCCUUGGUAUUCCGCCCCGAUGAGAUUGAUGCAGUGGGCACUCAAAAACUAGAUGUUUCUCAAGACUGGUCGUACAAUUUCGCCGAACUCCUCGGAAAGGGAGGCUCACAAAACGAGGACUUCCAUGACUUACUCCGUCUGUACCUGGCUCUUCAUGGCGAUCAUGAGGGCGGCAAUGUUUCCGCCCAUGCCACUCACCUUGUUGGUAGUGCCCUCAGCGACCCAUUUUUAAGCUACAGUGCUGGUCUACUGGGACUCGCGGGUCCCCUCCACGGGCUGGCAGCCCAGGAGGUUCUACGAUGGAUCCUAGCCAUGCAAGAUAAAAUCGGUACAAAUUUCACAGACGAAGAAGUCAGCUCUUAUCUUUGGAGUACCCUCAAGUCCGGCCGUGUAGUCCCUGGAUAUGGCCACGGCGUGCUCCGCAAGCCUGAUCCACGAUUCCAGGCACUAAUGGACUUUGCUUCCACGCGACCCGAUGUCCUUGCCAAUCCAGUUUUUCAGUUAGUCAAGAAAAACUCUGAAAUUGCACCCGGUGUGCUCACGGAGCAUGGAAAGACUAAAAAUCCUCAUCCUAAUGUUGAUGCCGCCUCUGGUGUUCUUUUCUAUCACUAUGGCUUCGAGCAACCUUUGUACUACACUGUCACUUUUGGCGUAAGCCGUGCUCUUGGACCUCUGGCACAGCUUAUUUGGGACCGUGCUCUUGGUGUGCCGAUUGAGCGCCCUAAGAGUGUCAAUCUCCUGGGUUUGUUGAAGAAAUAG